Acanthochromis polyacanthus (spiny chromis) is the source of this 3044-nucleotide messenger RNA. It is a transcript of the gene rab24, whose product is annotated as RAB24, member RAS oncogene family. The record is from RefSeq and is a predicted model, not a curated record. Gene Ontology annotation, molecular function: GTPase activity; GTP binding. The coding region runs from base 470 to 1084 and encodes 204 amino acids. Lineage: Eukaryota; Metazoa; Chordata; Actinopteri; Pomacentridae. The transcript has 9 exons.
CCUUCUGGUGGAAACGGCUCGUGCUGCUCUUUGGUUCCACCCAAACAAACAAAGCUCAGCUGGAGGUUUUUUUUACCCGCAGAAACGUUCCACCGCUCGGCGUCCAGCCUGCUCUGAGCGGACAGACCUCCCGUUAACCGGAGACGAUGCCGGUGGGUGUCCUACGGUUCGCUAGCUGAUUGUUUCGCCAGUAUUUUCUGUCGUUGCGCAACAUUGGCAGCAACGUUAAGGGAGCUAGCUGCCAUCCAGCUCCGCCCGGCUCCGCUCCAGAGAUGACAACCGAGCUGCCCGUUACCGUGUCCGCCUAUAAACAGCUUCGGUAGACGGCUGUCGGUCCUGGUGUGUCUGCUGCUCGGACAGGGAGGAUUUUUUUGGGUCAAGCUAGCAGCUCCCUGCCUGAUAAAUCACCUCCCCCUCCUGUUCGCUGUUUGCUGCUGCCGUCUCCUCCUGGGCUUCUCCAGCCGUCGCUAUGAGCGCGAUGCGUGUCGAUGCCAAAGUGGUGAUGCUGGGAAAGGAGAGCGUCGGGAAGACCAGCCUGGUGGAGAGAUACGUUCAUCACCGCUUCCUGGUCGGCCCGUACCAGAACACCAUCGGUGCUGCUUUUGUUGCCAAACCAAUCCAGGUGGGAGAGAAAGUGAUAACGCUGGGAAUAUGGGACACGGCUGGAUCCGAGCGCUACGAAGCCAUGAGCAGAAUCUACUACAGAGGAGCUCGAGCCGCCAUCGUCUGCUACGAUCUGACCGACAGCAGCAGCUUCCAGAGAGCUCGCUUCUGGGUGAAAGAGCUGCAGAACUGUGAGGAGCACUGUAAGAUCUACCUGUGUGGCACCAAGAACGACCUGAUCGAAGGAGACCGAAGCCUGCGUCAAAUCGACUACCACGACGCUCAGGACUUUGCUGAAGAGAUCGGUGCACAGCAUUUUGAGACUUCAAGUAAAACAGGAAGCAACGUGGAUGAGCUGUUUCAGAAAGUUGCAGAGGAUUACAACAGCACUGCCUUCCAGUACAUGACAGCAGAGGAACCAGGUGUCGACUUGGGCCAGAAGAAAGACUCAUAUUUCUACUCCUGCUGCCAUAACAACUGAUGCUGCGCAACAGGAGGGGAAACCAAAGCGGUGGCCUUCCCUCGGCUGGAGUCAGACCUGGAUAUGCUGGACGGCUGUGACUCAGAAUCAGACAGCGCUGUUUAUACCUUUUACAUAUGUUAGUUUCUUUUGUGCCAUAAAGACCUGAGGGCUGCAAGACUCUGUGGAAAAGGAUUUACUAUGACUGCAGCUGGGUGGGGAGGGAUUUAAAGACUUUUCAUAUCAAGCGGUCACUGUUCUGUCACUCACAGGGAAGCUGCAGUCAAACAGUCGGUCUGAAAGACGACCUGCAGCAGUGAAGAGGUUUAAACAGUGCUGGCAGAAAACAGGGAUCCCACUGAACCCAGACUGGCAGCAACGCUGUUCAAGAAGAUGAAUCUUUUGUUUACAGCUGUUCAUUUUGUUUACCUCCAACUGUAUUUAACCCUGUUGUGGAAGCCUGCACGUCAUGGAGAAAAGCUGAGAUGUGUGUCAAAGAACGAGACACCCACUACGUAACCCAAAUGAAACACUUUGCUGGAUGAACACAUGAAUGAAAUGCUAGCCGUCAUCUUCAUAGAGGCCUUCAUACCAACAGGACAAAUGGCAGGAUUGUGCUUGUUUAUGUUCUUGAGCUUCAGCUCUUUGGUGUUUACCACGACUUUAGCUGUGACAGCCAUGGAUGUGUUUAAAGAGUCGAAUACGCCUCCACCACUCGGCCUUGCUCUGACUAUAGACUGUAUAGAAAAGAUGGAUGUAGCCUAAAACAAGUGAAGCCAAUUUGGAAUAAUAUCUAAAAUUACAUUCAUUCCAACAGCCAGCAGGGGGAGACUCCUCUGAAGUUUGAUUUAUAGAAGUUUAUAAGAAAAUUAAGCUCCUUCUCACUUAAUUUGUUACCUCAGUAAACAUUUUCCUAAUGAUGUUAUGGUUUCAACCGCUCGAUUCAAGUCUCCACUAAUACAGCAUGAUGACUAUUUAGUAAGUUAUGGUCCCAUUUUAAGGAAAACAAACAACAAAGCAGCUUUAGCUGGUUUCAAAAGAGCAAGAUGUCGCCGGCCAAAUGCCAACCUUGAGCCUUCAAAUUCAUCGCCCACAAACCAAGAGGUGCUGGUCGCUGAAUUCAUCUUUUAUAUACGGUCUAUAGAAUCCCCCAGUGGCCACUUGUGAUACUACAACAAAAAAUCCCCAAAGACCAACAAGAUGAAAUAUGAUUAUGAAUUUUUAAAAUGUGAAUGUUUGAUAUUUGUAAAGUUUUCCCAAAGCCCAGAAAAUCUCAUUUUAAGCACUCAAACCAUCUCAAAGUAACAUCUAUGAUCAGAGUGGUGAUAUACAGCAGGAGUAACACUAAUGCACAUGAGCAGAACAAGUCUUAUACAUCCAUGGUGAUGGCACAUAUCCGAUCGUUUCCGUUUUUGCACCAUAAGCUAUGAUUUUGUCAAAGUUUAGAAAAAUAAGAUGAUUUUACGUUGGUUCCUAUGAUGCCCAGAUUUCUGAGAUCAAUAAGCUGCAUGGCAAGGAAAAUUUGAGGGAGAAGUACUUUUCUACAUUUAGUUUUCAGUUUUGUAAUCCUAAAUGAAAAUGUGAUUGUCAAAUCUUCAGUUGUUUCAAGCAUCAAACGUCGAGCAUUGGAAAAAAAAACGUUCCCCUCCGCUGUGGUGACAAAAGGAUUUCACCGACAGGAAAAAGCCUCAUGGGAAAAUGUCGUAAUAUGGGUUAAACUGUCAUCUCUCAGUGUUCUCAGAGCAGUAUCUACAGCUAUAUUUAAGACUCGAGUCUCUAAUUUAUUGCCUUUUAAGUUGUGCUGCCAGACGGACAUUCGGGGAAAUCAACGGUUUCCUCCUUGUCGCUGCUUCGGUGUGUUGACGUUCGAUGUGUUGAUAUUUUGAUGCACAGUAUUUUUAUGGAGGCUAUCAAAGAGAGAUUGGUGUCCAAAUACGUUCUGUAAAAUAAAGAGCUUCUUCCAAGAAUGUCUGAAAACUGA